Messenger RNA from Ipomoea nil (Japanese morning glory), 2739 nucleotides. RefSeq lists its product as uncharacterized. Gene Ontology annotation, molecular function: DNA helicase activity. The transcript has 6 exons. NCBI's taxonomy places the organism in Eukaryota, Viridiplantae, Streptophyta, Magnoliopsida, Solanales, Convolvulaceae. The record is from RefSeq and is a predicted model, not a curated record. Bases 1 to 2739 code for a protein of 912 amino acids. Gene Ontology annotation, biological process: DNA repair; telomere maintenance.
AUGGGAGGUAAGAUUGACAAUUCCAUAAACAAUGGUAAUGCAGCACCCAUUUUCAGAAUGCAAGAAGACGAGAAAUCUAACAUACACGUCGAUGUGGUUGCUGACAUUAAGGAGGUUCUAGAUGUAAACAAUGUUUUGGCCAAAUCAUUCCGCAAUGCUAGGGCAGAGAUUGAAGCAAAUCCACGUGUAGAGAUUAAAAUGAGGCUAAUUGGGAACAGAACUACUGACGCUAGAACGUAUAACUUACCGACAGCGUCAGAAGUCGCAGCCUUAAUCGUUGGUGACCUAGAUCCAUCAAUAGGCAAUCGGGACAUUCUGGUUGAGUCAAAGAGUGGUUUACUAAAACGUAUAAGUGAGUUGAAUCCAUGUUACUUACCAAUGCAAUAUCCUCUCUUAUUCCCUUAUGGUGAGGACGGGUAUAGAGAGGACAUUCAGUUUGCUGGGACAUCUAAUCGUCCUCAGGGUGGCAGGCACCGUGUAUCUCCUAGAGAAUACUUCGCAUUUCGAAUCCAUGAACGGACAACGGAAGUAUCAACUAUACUUUACUCCAGGAGAUUGUUUCAACAGUUCUUAGUAGAUGCGUACACAAUAGUUGAAUCUGGGGGGCUAAUUUACAUUAGGACCAACCAGAAAGCACUAAGGUGUGAGGCUUACAAAGGACUCUCAGAUGCAGUGACAAGGGGAGAGGUUUAUCCUAGCACUUUAGGGAAACGUAUAAUUUUACCAUCUAGCUUUACAGGUGGGGCUAGGUACAUGAUACAAAAUUAUCAAGAUGCGAUGGUCAUUUGUAGGUGGAUAGGUUAUCCGAAUCUUUUCAUUACAUUUACGUGUAAUCCAAAGUGGCCGGAAAUUCAACGGUAUGUUGUCAAGCGAAACUUAAGGGCAGAAGAUAGACCUGAUAUUGUGUGCCGAAUAUUUAAAAUGAAAUUGGAUUUCCUAAUAAAAGAGUUCAAAUCCGGAGGAAUAUUUGGUGUAUUUAGAGCAGUCAUAUACACUAUUGAAUUUCAAAAACGGGGACUUCCUCAUGCACACAUCUUGCUCUUUUUAGCGAGAAAGGAGGUGAACAGUGCAACUAGCUUCAUGGACACUAUCAUAUCAGCUGAAAUCCCAGACAAGGAACGUGACAGAGAAUAUUACAAUGUUGUUGCAGAAUUCAUGAUUCAUGGACCAUGUGGGGCUGCACGGAAAAAAUCACCUUGCAUGGUCAAUGGGCGUUGUUCUAAGCAUUUCCCAAAAAGAUUUGUUGAAUGUUCAAGUUUAGAUGAAGAUGGCUACCCAAUUUAUAGGCGACAUGAUGAUGGUAUGACCGUAACAAAGAACGGUAUGCAAUUGGACAAUAGAUAUGUCGUGCCACACAACAGAGCUUUGCUUUUAAAGUACCGAGCACACAUGAAUGUUGAGUGGUGUAACCAAUCCAGGUCCAUAAAAUACCUUUUCAAGUAUGUUAACAAAGGGAAUGAUCGUGUAACAGCUGAAUUAUAUAGAAAUACUGUGGAUACGGAUGGGAACGAAAUAGUAGAUGAGAUAAAUAUGUACUACAACUAUCGCUAUGUUUCUGCAUUUGAAGCGACAUGGCUCCUACUCAGCUUUGACGUUCAGUAUAGGACACCAUCGGUUGAAAGGUUAAGCUUCCAUCUGCCGGAUUGCCAAUGCGUAGUGUUCAAUGACGACGAUAGCGUUACAGAAGUUCUGAACAGGCACACUGUUGGGCAAAACAUUUGCACAUUUAAUGGGAUUGAGUACAUCACAUUUAGAGAUGCAUGUUAUGCACGCGGUUUGUUAGAUGAUGAUAAAGAAUACAUUGAUGUGAUUGAAGAAGCAAGUCAUUGGUCAUCAGCUCAUUCGAUGCGGAAACUUUUUGUGACAUUGUUGAUCACCAAUUCGUUAAAUAGACCGGAAAAUGUUUGGAAUGAAGUAUGGCACCAUCUAGCGGAAGAUGCACGAUUCAACCAACGUAGGUUGCUUCAAAAACCAGAUUUAGAGCAAUCAACGUUAAAUGGGAACCGUUUAUUGCUUGAGGAGUUAUCGUAUGAUCGUGCAGCCCUUUCUGAAGAGAGUGCUCAAUUGACAAACAGAUUAACUGAUGAACAAAAGAGUAAAACUUUCCUUUGGCGAGCAUUAUAUGCGACAUUGCGAUCUAAAGGUGAAAUAGUUCUUAAUGUUGCUUCGAGUGGUAUAGCAUCAUUACUCCAACCGGGUGGAAGGACUGCACACUCUAGGUUUGCAAUACCUAUCAAUAUUACUGAGGAUUCAACAUGCAACAUUACACCCGGUAGUGACUUGGCUGAAUUGAUUCUUAAAACGAGAUUUAUAAGUUGGGAUGAGGCACCAAUGAUGCACAAGCAUUGCUUUGAAGCGUUAGAUAGAACGAUGAGAGAUUUGUUACGGUUUGUUAACCCGAGGAGUGCACAUCAAACUUUCGGCGGGAAAACAGUGGUGUUAAGUGGUGAUUUCCGCCAAAUAUUGCCCGUAGUACCAAAAGGCACAAGGCAAGACAUAGUUGCUGCCACCAUAAAUACAUCGUACCUGUGGGAUAAUUGCAAGGUUUUAAGGUUAACUAAGAAUCUUCGCUUGAAAAGUAUGAGCGCCAGCACUGAAUUGCAACGGCUAGAGAACUUUGCGAAAUGGAUCGCAGGAAUUGGUGACGAGACUAUUGGAUGUCUAAAUGAUGGGUCAGUAGAAGAUGAUAUCCCACCAGACAUGUUGUUACCGAGUUCCGAAAUCCCAUUGCAACUGUAG